UGGCGUUUGCAAAAGGUUUGUGUUCAAAGAUUUUUCUGAAAAAAGCUUGAGAAAACCUUAACGUUGUCAACAUGGUCCAGUGGACAGAUGCUGAGCGUGCUGCCAUCACAUCUCUGUGGGGAAAGAUCGAUGUGGGUGAAAUUGGACCCCAGGCUCUGACCAGGCUUCUGAUUGUGUAUCCGUGGACUCAGAGACACUUCUCAACGUUUGGCAACCUCUCCACCAACGCCGCCAUCCUCGGAAACGUCAAGGUGGGCGACCACGGUAAGACAGUGAUGGGCGGGCUGGAGAGAGCUGUGAAGAACAUGGACGACAUCAAGAAUGCUUACUCCAAGCUGAGCGUGAUGCACUCUGAGAAACUCCACGUGGAUCCUGACAACUUCAGGCUUCUUGCUGAAUGCAUCAGUGUGUGUCUGGGUGCCAAGUUUGGCCCCUCCGUCUUCACCGCUUCUGUCCAAGAAGCCUGGCAGAAGUUCAUGGCUGUGGUCGUCUCUGCUCUGGGCAGACAGUACCACUGAGGCUCUGGAGUGGCAGUUCACAUUCAAAUAAUGUGCAGCAGUUACAUGUCAGUGUCAUCCAAAAUGUCUCAUGCAGUGCCUUGAAGCUGCUGCCAAAUGCACCAAAUAAAACUCAAAUUUAUCUGA
Molecule: messenger RNA, 644 nt
Organism: Chelmon rostratus (copperband butterflyfish)
Lineage: Eukaryota; Metazoa; Chordata; Actinopteri; Chaetodontiformes; Chaetodontidae
Product: hemoglobin subunit beta-A
Exons: 3
Coding region: 72-518 (148 amino acids)
Biological process (GO): oxygen transport; hydrogen peroxide catabolic process
Cellular component (GO): hemoglobin complex; haptoglobin-hemoglobin complex; blood microparticle
Molecular function (GO): oxygen binding; oxygen carrier activity; haptoglobin binding
Source: RefSeq, a predicted model, not a curated record